AUGGCAGCUUCCAUUUCCAAAGCUUUAGCGAGAAGAAUUCUCCGCCCUGACGGCUGCAGCACUGGCGCCACCGCCCUUCCGGCGAACUGGGUUCGGGCUCCACUAACUCCUCUUUCUUCUUUGUUCUCCACUUCAGCCCCGUCCUUCUCCUCUGCCUCUUCAACUCAAGAUGAAGAGAAGAGAUCAAUAUUGUCGAAGCUGCUCCUUUUCAUUCCAGGAGCUAUUACUUUUGGCCUCGGUACUUGGCAAAUCAUUCGAAGACAAGAAAAGAUAAAAAUGCUGGAAUAUCGGCAGAAUAGGUUAGCUGCUGAACCACUUAAGUGCGACCAAAUUGCUCCUUCGCAUCAAAAUUUGGAAUCUUUGGAGUUUAGGAAGGUACAAUGUAGAGGGUUUUUUGAUGAUACAAGGUCAAUUUACAUUGGCCCUCGUUCCAGAAACAUUUCUGGUGUGACUGAAAAUGGAUACUACCUCAUCACUCCACUUUCGCCUGUAUCUGAUAACCCUGAGAGUGUGCAGUUGCCAAUUCUGGUAAAUAGGGGUUGGGUACCCCGAGCUUGGAGAGAUAAGUCAAUGGAAGCCAGUGGAGACGAUAGACAACCUUCACCUGUUUCCCCUCGUCAAGAGAAAACUAAAACCUCUUGGUGGAGGUUUUGGUCUAAAGAGGAAAAAUCUAAUCAGGAGGAAGUACAAACUGUUAACCCAGUGGAAGUGAUUGGAGUUAUUCGUGGCAGUGAGAAGCCAAGUAUAUUUGUUCCAGCAAAUGACCCUAGUUCCUCCCAGUGGUUUUAUGUUGAUGUUCCUGCCAUAGCUCGUACCUGUGGUCUGCCCGAGAAUACAAUAUACAUUGAAGACAUUAAUGAAAAUAUUGAUCCUAGCUGCCCCUACCCUGUGCCGAAGGAUGUUAAUACAUUGAUACGCAGUUCGGUCAUGCCUCAGGACCAUCUUAACUAUACAUUGACCUGGUACUCGCUUUCUGCUGCUGUAUCAUUCAUGGCUUUUAAGCGACUCAAAUCUAAGCGCCGGAGAUAG
This is a messenger RNA of Oldenlandia corymbosa var. corymbosa, 1029 nucleotides long. The record is from the annotation of a GenBank genome assembly. NCBI's taxonomy places the organism in Eukaryota, Viridiplantae, Streptophyta, Magnoliopsida, Gentianales, Rubiaceae.